AAGGGUCCAAGAAAAAAGUACACAGAGGGAGUAUUUCAUGGCAGUAGAGACUACAGAUAUAUGAAUAUAUCUCUGCUCGCAAAACCAUAGGGAAAAAGUAGCUUUUUUUAUCCAUCUUCCUCCACGCCCAACAAGUUGGAAAAGGGAGAAGAGCUGAAAAUUUUACUAGAAAAAGAGUUUCUUUCUUCAAUUCCUUAUAAUUAAGAGGAACUUCUCUCGUAGAGAUCUUUCAUCCUUUAUUUUACAGUAUGUGGGCAUAAUCUAUUUCCCUGCACAAGAAGUACGUUGAGGGUUGUUUUAUUGCCAGCCUACAUGGAUGAGAAAGGUGGACUGGGUAUUAGGAAUUGGGAUUUCUCAGAACAGUCUGUAGGCGUAGAUGCAGUACUGAAGCCUGUCUCAGGAGUCCCAGUCCCCAGUGGAACAUCUGGACAUCAAGCUGCCUUUUUGAAGAUGGGGGCAUAUGCCAACAGAAACUCCAUGGUUCCUCAAGCUGAUACAGGAGCAUCUACCAUGGAGUAUGGAGGGCACUGUUGGGUUCAUCCAAGAAACUUCCUGCCUCCAAACAAAGCCAAUCCAAGUCUACAAGCAACUCCACUGAACACAGAAACGGGACUUCCUGUUGUUCCCACUGGUUUGGGUGUUCCAACUGAUGGACACAAUAAUGAGUUUGGUAGUAAAUCCACAAAGAUAAGAAAACAGCAACCUUCUGCAAAGAAGGCUAAUCGUGUUGCCUCUAAAGCCCUGAGACCAAAGCAACCCAAAAAGAAGCCUUCUGUCUCUACAACUACAAAGAAAAAGAAUAAUUCUAUGUCAACAGCAAAACAUGAGAAGAAAAAUUUGGAUAUUGUUAUAGGUGGAGCCACCCUAGAUUUUUCACGGAUACCUGCUCCUAUCUGUUCCUGCACUGGUGUAGCUCGGCAGUGCUACAGAUGGGGUGCUGGUGGAUGGCAGUCCUCCUGUUGUACAACAAACAUAUCUGAGUAUCCUCUCCCAAUGAGUUCCAAAAGGCCUGGAGCACGCAUGGCUGGGAGGAAAAUGAGUAAUGGUGCAUAUGCAAAGCUUCUUCAGAGACUCGCAGCUGAAGGUCAUGACCUCUCUCAUCCAGUUGACUUGAAGGACCACUGGGCUAGACAUGGUACCAAUAAGUUUGUUACAAUUAAAUAGAGACUAAAACUAGUUUGUUCUACAUUUCUUUUCUCUACUUUUAGAAUUCAAGUGUUCUCUGUUUAGAUAUGGGCAUAUGGCUCUUGCUUAUCCCCGAGACAUCAUGUAAGAGCAGUUUGUAAAGAUGGUAUUCUAGGUCAUAUCACAAGGACCAGGACUAGGUUCUUCUGAUCUGAAAUUAGUCAGGUUUUUAAUCUAUCAAGAAGUGAUACUACUUACAUUGGUUGUAAAUGAUUUCUCCUCUAUUCCAUUUGAAUUUCUUCAUGCUA
Molecule: messenger RNA, 1433 nt
Organism: Nelumbo nucifera (sacred lotus)
Lineage: Eukaryota; Viridiplantae; Streptophyta; Magnoliopsida; Proteales; Nelumbonaceae
Product: protein BASIC PENTACYSTEINE7-like
Biological process (GO): response to ethylene
Cellular component (GO): nucleus
Molecular function (GO): DNA-binding transcription factor activity; sequence-specific DNA binding
Source: RefSeq, a predicted model, not a curated record